Orbicella faveolata is the source of this 1275-nucleotide messenger RNA. RefSeq lists its product as uncharacterized. The record is from RefSeq and is a predicted model, not a curated record. Lineage: Eukaryota; Metazoa; Cnidaria; Anthozoa; Scleractinia; Merulinidae.
GGUAGGCCUAACCGUAGAAGUUGAAUGAAGUGUGGAUGGGGCCUUAGGUAUAAACAAGCGAGAUGAAGAGUGAGAGAAUCGACAGACUGUCUUACUCUUUAUCCACUCUUGGUACCAGAAUUUCCUAUCGCUGGUACAAGAUGAAACGUGGAAACAUCAGGUAGUAGAGGUCAGAGUUGACCUCGCUACCUGGAAUCGUAAUCCCGGUUUGGUCGUGUUCUUGAAGAUUGCAUCACUCCCCCAAGCCACUCAAUUGAUUGAGGUACGGUGACUAUAUAGUAAUUUACAUUUAUGACAGUUCAGGUUAGUGAAAGGUUGCUGUACAAUAUACAUAAGCUCAGUAAGUUUGACUUAUUUAGUAUACGUUUUCAGUUGUCGAGUUGGAUCGCCAACUUGUUGAAAGAGACAGGCAGGUAACAGAAACCACAUCGGUUUAGUCAAUUUUUAACAUAGCGUUAUGGUGAGUAGAUAUUGAACAGUUCUGGCGGUCACCACAUCACGGACUUGUUGUUGACAAUCACAGCUACAGAUGAUGAAAGCUGAGACACAAUUGAGGGCGGCUUCACCACCGCAAAUGUAAGAAUUUAAAGCUAUACGAUUCAGUCGAACUGAUCAGUUCGAUGAAUACAAAAUGGUUAACAUAUACUUGAGCUGCACUUGUUGUACGAUUGAUCACGGAUUUUUAUAUUUUAGAAUGGCAGCGAGGAAUUUCUUGUUUUUCUGCGUCUCUUUCUUGGUGCCUUUUGCUGAAGUUUAUAGCCAAUCGCAGUUUCUUCGCUGGUGCGUACAGGAAAACGGCAUGUGUCAUCAAAACUGGGAAUGCUGCGACAAGAUGUUAUGUAGCGAUCACUUUGGAAUCGGCAAGUGCAUACCAAUUACGUCAUCGCCUCCUGUUUUUCCUGUUACAUGGCCUCAGACUUAUCCUCACCAUUGGCCGGUACUAUGGCCUUUUCCGCUGCUUAAACCAAAGAAAAAGUUAAAAAAGAAAAAGAAAACAAAGAUCUUGAUUAGAGUGUGCGGUGAUCUCAUGGGAUUGAACGUCAAGGCAAAGAAAAAGAACAGUUUAUUUAGAAGCUUAAAGUGUAAACAGAGAGAACGCGAUGGACACAAGGAUAAAACGCAGUAGUAACAACUCUGGCUCAUAGCAAUGCCUUCCUGCAAUCUGUAGAUUGAAUACUGUAAUUUGAUGUGCGUCUUGAAGGCCUCUUUUCUUUUCCCGCUGACAGCGUUAGAGUGUUUCUGUCGAGGAACUAUCGGCUGAUAGUUGCCUCGCGG